AUGGAGGGCCGGGGCACCGUCCGACCUCGCGGGGACAGCGAGACAUUCGCGGCCCGGGGAGGCCAAAGCUUGUCAGACCAGACGCAACGGCCUGCGGAUUCCUCUCUACGGUACCCUUCCCUCUGUUUCUCUGCCCCGUUUGCUGUCCGUCCGUUGAUGGCGGCAUCGUCGCGGACGGAAUGUUCGCUGCCCGGCGGUGUGACGAGGCGACAAGCUCAACAAAGGCCCGACACGAGCGCCGCGACCGAGACGCAGCCUCCCGUCUUGCAUGCGCCGUCGUCGCCGUGUCGGAAUCGCAAGGCCCCGUUGGCGCCAGGCAGCCAGCCUCUGGCCCUCGACUUAGCAGCAAAGUAUCCAAGCGAGGCGGCUGCACACGCACGCCACAUGGUUGCCCGGCACUAG
Messenger RNA from Purpureocillium takamizusanense, 402 nucleotides. RefSeq lists its product as uncharacterized. Bases 1 to 402 code for a protein of 133 amino acids. The record is from RefSeq and is a predicted model, not a curated record. NCBI's taxonomy places the organism in Eukaryota, Fungi, Ascomycota, Sordariomycetes, Hypocreales, Ophiocordycipitaceae. The transcript has a single exon.